Vanrija pseudolonga is the source of this 3465-nucleotide messenger RNA. It is a transcript of the gene msp1, whose product is annotated as Protein msp1, mitochondrial. The transcript has 5 exons. Gene Ontology annotation, molecular function: microtubule binding; GTP binding; GTPase activity. The record is from RefSeq and is a predicted model, not a curated record. Gene Ontology annotation, cellular component: microtubule; cytoplasm; membrane. The coding region runs from base 188 to 3118 and encodes 976 amino acids. NCBI's taxonomy places the organism in Eukaryota, Fungi, Basidiomycota, Tremellomycetes, Trichosporonales, Trichosporonaceae.
CGCAUCUCUCCAUCGCUCACAAGAGCAUUUACAACCACACAAACACACACAAGCACCAGGUCGAUCAACAGUACAGAGGCCAGCGGCCGGCCUGUACUUUUACGCCGUAUACCACGAGCGCCUUCACGACUUCCAGAAAACGACUUAGACCACGCUCCUUGACUUCAACCUUCCUCCACACAACACAAUGUACCGCCGCGUCGUAGCCGCUCCGCUGCGCACGCGCGCGCUCGCGAUGGCCCGCCCACGCCCCGGCUUGCUGCUGUCGCAGGCCCACCGGCCUGCGGCCGCCCUCCCCGUGGGACGGGUCACGAUCCCGGCCCGGGCCUUGCACGUUCGCGCGAUCUCGUUCGGUGCGAUCCCACGUAUGAUGGCCCGCGCCUUUAGGGUCCCGAUGUACGGCGCGGCUGUCGGCGCCGGCGGCGUCGGGUACGCCAACUACAAGUUUGAAAGCGUGCGGACCAAGACGGCAGAGCUGUUCGGCGAGCUCCAGGACACAGUGUCCUCAGCGUACAACACGACCGCUGGGACGCUCGGCGCAGCGUAUGAUGCCACAUCAAGUACCCUGUCCUCGGCGCUGGAUACGACGUCGAGCACGCUGUCAUCGCUCGGCAAGUCGGCCUCGGACGGCAUCAACGGCGCUGCGGCAGAAGCACAGUCACGAGCAGAUGCCCUCCGCCAGGGCACCCAGGAGUGGUGGGAGGCCUUCACGACACAGUUUGUUCGGAACGAGCAGUCGGGCAGCAAGAGCAGCGGUGGGGAGGACGGCCACUCGGGUGGCAGGCAAGAAGAGCCGCAGAACAACGGCGGUGGUGGAGAGGAGGCUGCGGCCGUCGCCGUUGCUGCUGCUGUUGGAGCCAAGCUUGACGACGAGCGAGGAGCGUCCGACCCCUUCAGCGAUGGCAGCGGGCCGGAGCACCAGCUCCUUCAGCUUACCCGCAAGCUCAUCGAAAUCCGCACCGUCUUGCUCAGUAUCGACCAGAGCGACGCACUCAAGCUGCCCUCUAUUGUGGUGAUCGGAUCGCAGAGCUCGGGAAAGAGCAGUGUGCUUGAGGCUAUUGUCGGACACGAGUUCUUGCCAAAGGGCGACAACAUGGUCACUCGCCGGCCCAUUGAGCUCACCCUCAUCCACACCCCGGUCAACAAGGCGUCCAAUCAGCCCGCCGAGUACGGUGUCUUCCCCGACAUGCCUCACCUUGGCAAGGUGACCAACUUCUCGCAGAUCCAAAAGACAUUGACCGACCUCAACCUCUCUGUCCCUGCCGAACUCUGCGUCACCGACGAGCCUAUCCACCUCCAGAUCCACUCGCCCAAUGUCCCCGAUCUCACACUCAUCGACCUGCCCGGCUACGUGCAGAUCGCAUCGAUGGACCAGCCCGAGAACCUUCGUGAGAGCAUCGCCAACCUCUGUGAGAAGUACAUUCGCGAGCCGAACAUUAUUCUCGCGGUAUGUGCCGCAGACGUCGAUCUCGCCAACUCGCCUGCGCUGCGAGCAAGCCGCCGUGUUGACCCGCUCGGUAACCGCACGAUCGGUGUCGUGACCAAGAUGGACCUCGUGACGCCUCAGCAGGGCGCCCAGAUUAUCCGCGGAGAAAAGUACCCUCUUCAUCUCGGCUACGUCGGCGUGGUCUGCAAGGUUCCUCCCAAGGCCGGUGGCGUGUUCAGCUCGAUCAGAGGUGACUCGAACACCACCAUCACUAGCCAGGUUAUGAAACGCGAGGAGGAGUUCUUUGGCGGAGAGAAUGCUCGGGUGUUCGCUGCGCGCGACCGAAGGGGCAACCGUCUCCUCACUGGUACCGACACUCUCCGCCGCCGCCUCAUGGACGUGCUUGAGACAAGCAUGGCAUCCAACCUGCAUGGCAUCACCAAUGCCGUGCAGCUUGAGCUGGAAGAGGCCAGCUACCAGUUCAAGGUUCAGUACAACGACCGCCGCAUCACGUCCGAGUCGUACGUCGCCGAGACCACAGACGCCCUCAAGGCGCGCUUCAAGGAUUACACGGCUCAGUUCACCAAGCCGGCUGUCCGUUCCAAGCUCACCAACCUGCUUGAGGACAAGGUCAUGGACAUCUUGGAACAGCUCUACUGGACCGACUCCCGUGCCGCCGAGCUCACGACACUAGGCGAGGAUCGCAAGCUGGCAACCGAAGAAGACCUCGACUCAUAUUGGCGUUACAAACUUGAGACGGCAUCAUCGCUACUUACCAAGUCUGGUGUAGGCCGUGAUUCGACGAAUAUGGUCGCGGAUGGAUUGCGCGGUCUGAUAGACUCGAUCGCUCAAGGCGAACCCUUCACAUUCCACCCUGAGGCUACCGAGCGCAUUGUCGACUUCUCGCAUGCCAUCUUGCGGCAGCGCAUGGGCCUCACUGCAGACCAGGUUGAGAACAGUAUCAAGCCGUUCAAAUACGAGGUCGAAAUCGAGGACCGGGAAUGGGCUCGCGGGCGUGACCGCGCCGAUGCCAAGUUCAACGACGAGGUCAAGCUCUGUGACGCUAAGCUCGGCGAGAUCCGCAACCGUGUCGGUGGCAGCCGGCGGUUGAACGGCCUCAUCAAGCAUGUGUCUGAUCUGGAGAAGUGGGAGGAGAAACGCAAGGCCAAGCCUGCACCUACCGAGGGCGAGGAUACGACGACCGACGACCCCGCACCCGUGCUCGACGCAUACAAGUAUUCGCCCGCCCAGAUUAUCGACGGUCGCCACGCAUUGCUCCUUUCCAACCGCCUCGCCCUGCUCAAGAUGCGCCAGCAGGCCAUCCGAUCAAAACGUUGCCGUACUGGGCCCGAGCAGGCGGCGUUCUGCCCCGAAGUGUUCCUCUCGGUCGUCGCCGAGAAGCUUGCAUACACGAGUACAAUGUUCAUCAACAUUGAGCUUCUCGAGCAGUUCUUCUACCAGUUCCCUCGUGAGAUCGACUCGCGAAUUCUGUACGACCUCGACCGGGACGAGAUCAAGAAGUUUGCGCUCGAGAACCCCAGAAUCCGCGCGCAUCUGGAGCUGCAGGACAGAAAGGACAAGCUCGAGCAGGUGAUGCGUUCGUUACAGUCUCUGGCCAACCUACAGCAGGUGGCCGACGUGCCGAGCCGUGACCGGCGGCGCAAGGACGGCCUGUUUGCAAAGUUCAUGUAAGGGGACGCAGGCACAUUGUGUCUGCACAUUGAGCGGGGUGGGCGGGGUGAGCGGGGGUUCCAGGCCAUGGCCAGGGGGCCUUGGAGCGUCGUCGAUGGAGGAGAGACGCGUGCGAGGUGUGCGCGUGGUGAGCGCGUGCAUGCCCGCGUGCAUUGGCCAAAGCUUGUCUUGAAGUGACAAUUAGGCUUGCACGUGGCAGCGUGUCGAGACUAAGGCGAUUAGUCCAAGCGACGCGUCGCGCUUUCACACAAUGGUGAAACGGGCGGGGGGGGGAGCAAAAUCACGGCACACGACUCAAGUAGAUUGCUUAAAUCAUAUACUCGUUGAUGUAUUCUAUUCCACUCAGG